CGGGUCGCUCGCCGCUCGCUGGUUAAAGAACAGUAACUGCCAUUACCUUCCACCCGCCGCUGUGAGGAAGAAAAGGCCAAAACAAAAUGCAAACGUCUCUAGUAAAUAUCGCUUUAUUUUCAUCCCUGCAGGUGUUUUUGUCUUUGACGUACUUUCAACAUGUUGUCGAAGCAGCCAGCGGCAGAGGGUUUGGAGAUAACAUCCACUGGAGGACGCUGGAUGAUGGCAAGAAAGAAGCUGAAGCCAGCGGGCUGCCGAUCAUGGUCAUCAUCCACAAGAGCUGGUGUGGAGCCUGCAAAGCUCUGAAGCCCAAAUUUGCUGAGUCCAAGGAAAUCUCUGAACUGGCACACAACUUUGUUAUGGUCAACCUGGAGGAUGAGGAGGAGCCGAAGGACGAAGCCUUCAGCCCCGAUGGUGGAUACAUUCCUCGGAUUCUUUUCCUUGAUCCCAGCGGCAAAGUCCAUCCUGAAAUCACCAACAAGAACGGGAAUCCAAACUACAAGUACUUCUACAGCAACGCAGACCAAGUUGUGUCCGGAAUGAAGGAGGCGCAGGAGAAGCUGACGGGUGACGCCUUCAAGCGAGGUCACACUGGAGACGAGCUGUGAAGAGGCAGAGAUGGGCAUCAGGCUGUAAGGGCUACACUUCCUCUACCUGAGCCUGAGCUGCAGAGCGCCCCUGUAAUACUCCCCCCAAACAACCCCUCUCACUAUUUAUACUCGUACUUCAGACAGUGGGGUCCAUCUCACUGAUCAAACCAAGCCAGUCAUUAAAAGGCAUCGGUGCUCGAGUAUUUUUGUUUUGUUUUGUUUUUGUCUCGUACGGUUUUUUCCCAAGCAUUACCACUCACCUCUCCCUGUCAUCGUCUUUGUUUUAAAUCAUGUAUAUUUGUAAUCUACUGUUGUUAAUUAAAUGCCAUAUACAGUACUUAAUGUCCGUAGAGGAUAUAAACAACUCAAGUUAGCCAAGUUAACUGCAGUGUUUUAUUAACUCUCCUCUGUUGUUGGAUGGAAACUUUACAUCUUAAAUAUGCCAAGUUUUUACCACCUAAGUAAAAAUGCCUUGCUUGUCGCUCGACAGCCAAGAAACUUUUAGUCUUUUUGGUUCUGAUAAGCUUCACAAACACACGGUAGAAUACAAAAUCCCUUCAGCUGAACCAGUAGCGUUUUAAUGUUUUCACCCAACAGCAAUGAUACACUACUUCAUAUUAGUCAGGAUAAACAUUUUGACACCUACAGUUACGUGCUUCCAAAGAUCCUCUUCAGUAUGUUAAAUAUAUCUGUGACAAUAUUCACCCUGCACUAUUAGAUAGACUCAGUACUUCUAAUUUCUAUUAUCCACAGUCUUUAAAAUAAUACUUUUUUUGCAUUUAAUCCUGCCAAUUAAUCUAUUCUUAUUCAGCUAUAUCUGCAUUACUGUUUGUGAAGUGACACCAAUGGGUUAUUUGUUUUUUAAACGAGCCUUGUUAAACUCUUUGAAUGAGGGAUGGAAACGUUGGUUAAGUGUCUCGAUGUAUUUUAUACAUGUACACGGCCAAGUGUGCAAAUAAA
Messenger RNA from Toxotes jaculatrix (banded archerfish), 1550 nucleotides. RefSeq names its product thioredoxin domain containing 12 (endoplasmic reticulum) (gene txndc12). The record is from RefSeq and is a predicted model, not a curated record. The transcript has 7 exons. The coding region runs from base 87 to 608 and encodes 173 amino acids. Gene Ontology annotation, cellular component: endoplasmic reticulum. NCBI's taxonomy places the organism in Eukaryota, Metazoa, Chordata, Actinopteri, Toxotidae.